This is a messenger RNA of Prunus armeniaca (apricot), 1065 nucleotides long. The record is from the annotation of a GenBank genome assembly. Lineage: Eukaryota; Viridiplantae; Streptophyta; Magnoliopsida; Rosales; Rosaceae.
AUGGACUACAGAGUUGAGUCUUCAGAAACUCUGAGGAACAAGUGUGCAGCAUGCUACAGACAAUUCAACAAAAUCGAGCACUUAGUGGAGCACAUGAGAACCUCAUAUCACUCAGCUCAUGAACCCACAUGUGGAAUCUGUAAGAAACAUUGCAGAUCCUUUGAAUCUCUCAGGGAACAUCUUAUAGGGCCAUUGCCAAAACAAGAAUGCAGGAAUAUAUUCAGCACCAGAGGAUGCAAAUUCUGCUUAGCUAUCCUUGACAGCCCUUAUGCUCUCAGGGCUCACCAGGACAGAUGCCAACUCUCUGGUGCAAAUGCUGGCCUACUUGGUCGCUUUGCUAAUUUGGGCAUUCGUGACAAUACUGAAAAUGGUAGCACAAGAGGCACCCAAGUUGUUGCACUUGCUUGCAAAAUGGUUGGUGGGGGCAGUGACGGCUCCCUGGAUCUCUGUGCAAAGGUCUGCCUCAUCGACGAAUACGAAAACAUCAUCUUCCAGUCUUAUGUCAAGCCACUACUUCCAGUCACAAACUACAGGUAUGAAACAACUGGCAUUCGUCCUGAAUACUUAAGGGAUGCAAUGCCUCUGAGGCAAGUGCAAAAGAAGAUUCAAGACUUCCUCUGCAAUGGGGAACCAAUGUGGAAGAUUCGACCUAGAGGCGGAAAAGCUAGGAUUCUUGUGGGCCAUGGUUUGGAUCAUGAUCUUGACUCUUUGCAGGUGGAAUAUCCACAAGUAAUGAUCAGGGAUACUGCAAAAUACCCUCCAUUGAUGAAAACAAGCAAGCUCAGCAACUCACUCAAGUAUCUAACUCAAGCAUAUCUUGGGUAUGACAUUCAAACUGGCAUUCAAGACCCUUAUGAGGAUUGUGUUGCAACAAUGAAGCUCUACAUGAGAAUGCGAUCCCAAGUUCAUAAGACAGAGGCUUAUCCACUAGCUUCUGACCCACAGAACAGGAACAACUUUGCAUCGUGGCGCCAAAAUGAGCUCGAGAGGAUGAGCCCAGAACAAAUGCUGGAAGCCUCAAGGUCUGAUUACUAUUGUUGGUGUCUGGACUCCCGGGAUAUGUAG